Messenger RNA from Cebus imitator (Panamanian white-faced capuchin), 3383 nucleotides. RefSeq names its product mitogen-activated protein kinase 9 (gene MAPK9). The record is from RefSeq and is a predicted model, not a curated record. Gene Ontology annotation, cellular component: nucleus; cytoplasm. The transcript has 13 exons. Gene Ontology annotation, molecular function: ATP binding; JUN kinase activity. Lineage: Eukaryota; Metazoa; Chordata; Mammalia; Primates; Cebidae. Gene Ontology annotation, biological process: JNK cascade; protein phosphorylation. Bases 205 to 1596 code for a protein of 463 amino acids.
CCCUCACACCUACUGCGGCGGCGGCGGCGGCGGCGGGGCGGAGCGGGGCGGGGCGGCGGCGGCGGAGCCGGAGCCGUGGAGCCUGUAGUGACCCGCCCGCAGCGCCGCCAGUCCGCCCGCCCGCGCUCUCCCCGUGGUGCGGCGGCGGGGAGGCGAGGAAUCUGAAACUUGCCAGCCCUUCAGAAUAUUGCAUGACACUACAUCAUGAGCGACAGUAAAUGUGACAGUCAGUUUUACAGUGUGCAAGUGGCAGACUCAACUUUCACCGUCCUAAAACGUUACCAGCAGCUGAAAUCAAUUGGCUCUGGGGCCCAAGGGAUUGUUUGGCGCCAUCAUUGCAGUGCCUUGCCAUUCAUUGGCAGGAUGAGGCCAGUCAGUGUCAUUGUCACUCCAUGGAUUAACCAGGAAGGGAUGCUGUGUGAGGGGUUGGGCUGGCCGUCUCUUCCUUGGUGUCUCACUUCAACUGUGUGUCCAGCCCAGGACGUCAGAAUCAUUAGUCUGACCCUGAACCUUAGUCUCUUGCAUGGUAAGAGACGGUCAGCUGCUGCGGCGUCACGGGCCAGCUCAAGUGCUGCAUUUGAUACAGUUCUUGGGAUAAAUGUUGCAGUCAAGAAACUAAGCCGUCCUUUUCAGAAUCAAACUCAUGCAAAGAGAGCUUAUCGUGAACUUGUCCUCUUAAAAUGUGUCAAUCACAAAAAUAUAAUUAGUUUGUUAAAUGUGUUUACACCACAAAAAACUCUAGAAGAAUUUCAAGAUGUGUAUUUGGUUAUGGAAUUAAUGGAUGCUAACUUAUGUCAGGUUAUUCACAUGGAGUUGGAUCAUGAAAGAAUGUCCUAUCUUCUUUACCAGAUGCUUUGUGGUAUUAAACAUCUGCAUUCAGCUGGUAUAAUUCAUAGAGAUUUGAAGCCUAGCAACAUUGUUGUGAAAUCAGACUGCACCCUGAAGAUCCUUGACUUUGGCCUGGCACGGACAGCAUGCACUAACUUUAUGAUGACUCCUUAUGUGGUGACACGGUACUACCGGGCACCUGAAGUCAUCCUGGGUAUGGGCUACAAAGAGAAUGUUGAUAUCUGGUCAGUGGGUUGCAUCAUGGGAGAACUGGUGAAAGGUUGUGUGAUAUUCCAAGGCACUGACCAUAUCGAUCAGUGGAAUAAAGUUAUUGAGCAGCUUGGAACACCAUCAGCAGAGUUCAUGAAGAAACUUCAGCCAACUGUGAGAAAUUAUGUAGAAAACAGACCAAAGUAUCCUGGAAUCAAAUUCGAAGAACUCUUUCCAGAUUGGAUAUUCCCAUCAGAAUCCGAACGAGACAAAAUAAAAACAAGUCAAGCCAGAGAUCUGUUAUCAAAAAUGUUAGUGAUUGAUCCUGACAAGCGGAUCUCUGUAGACGAAGCCCUGCGUCACCCAUACAUCACUGUGUGGUAUGAUCCUGCUGAAGCAGAAGCACCACCACCUCAAAUUUAUGAUGCCCAGUUGGAAGAAAGAGAACAUGCAAUUGAAGAAUGGAAAGAGCUAAUUUACAAAGAAGUCAUGGAUUGGGAAGAAAGAAGCAAGAAUGGUGUUGUAAAAGAUCAGACUUCAGCACAGAUGCAGCAGUAAGUAGCAACGCCACUACUUCUCAGUCUUCAUCUAUCAAUGACAUUUCAUCCAUGUCCACUGAGCAGACACUGGCCUCAGACACAGACAGCAGUCUCGAUGCCUCGACGGGACCCCUUGAAGGUUGUCGAUGAUAAGUUAGAAAUAGUACACCUGUCAUCAUUGAAGGAACUCUCACCUCCAUGGGCCUGAAAUGCUUGGGAGUUGAUGGAACCAAAUAGAAAAACUCCAUGUUCUGCAUGUAAGAAACACAAUGUCUUGCCCUACUCAGAUCUAAUAGGAUUGCCUGCUUAGAUUAUAAAAUGAGGCAGAAUAUGUCUGAAGAAAAAAAGUGCAAGCCACAUUUCUAGAGAUUUUGUUCAAGAUCAUUUCAGGUGAGCAGUUAGAAUAGGUGAAUUUGUUUAGAGUUGUAUGGUAAUAGUAGUGACAGUUUCUCAUCAUCUGUAACUGUUGAGAUGUAUGUGCAUGUGACCACAAAUGCUUGCUUGGACUUGCCCAUCUAGCACUUUGGAAAUCAGUAUUUAAAUGCCAAAUAAUCUUCCAGGUAGUGCUGCUUCUGAAGUUAUCUCUUAAUCCUCUUAAGUAAUUUGGUAUCUGUCCAGAAAAAGUUGAUUUAUGUUUAUUAAUUGGCUGUCAUGAUGUUAUUAUCUUACUCCCUUUUAUGUUAUGAUUUAUUCUCUUUUGUAUUUCAGAAGACAUAUAAUUAAAUCUAUUUAAUAAAUAAAAUAUAUAGCUUUUCCUAUAUUUGUGAUGUUUGGGCUGAGAAUUCUCACAGCUAAAACCAAGACACUUAUGUGGAUACCUUUUCUCUAAAUUGUCUUGUCUGGGAUGGUUGUACAUUCAGCUUUACUGCAUGAUAAAAUUUUAAGUUUUGCUUAGUGCUGCUUGAAAUCCUAGCUACCUUAUCUCUUUUCUUCUUGGUCUUCUAGACUUAAUAUGAAUUUAAAAUGCUACCUAGAACUUCACCUUCUGUAUUAAGCAUGUAAUACUCCAUCUCAAUAAUAUGAUGGCAGAUAGAUUUCUGCAUCCAUGGCCUAACGUUGAAGUAGAAUUUUACAAAAUGGUCACUAGAGAUCACUGCAGUCAUAUCCUAAGUGCUUCCUUCGCCUUUACUUACCUUUCCUCAUUCAAUUUCCCUCUGCCAAUACCACGUUCUUGAUUUUCAUUCUUCAUUGAAAGACGCAGAUAAAUUCCUCUUUGGUUUGUUUUCAGAUGCCAGGCAGAUUCAGAUGCCUAUUUGCUAUAGUUGUUUUCCAUUGUUUGGGGCAUUCCUUUUCCGAAGGGAAAUCCAUGAAUGUUCUGGGAAACUCUUCAGAGGAUAUGAAGGAAAUACUGCAAAGAGUAAUGAUUAAUUAUUGAAUAUUUUGUGACUUAAAACUGCUCACCUGAAAUUGAUACUUUACGAUAUGUAAAUUACUCAAAAUUCAUUAAGAUACUGAGUAUGUAAGUGUCACUGCAGAAAUGGAGCUAUGAUGAUCACGUUUUGCCUACCUGUGCCCAUGUUUUUUUCCUCGAGCUUAUUUUGUUGCUGAUUCAUAUCUUGUGUUCAAUUAUUUUGAAAGCUUUUUGGUCAACAUUCUAUAGAAUGUGUUCUGGGAGGAACUGUGAUAAGAAAGUUUAUUAUAAAUAUUAUCUAAAAUAUAUGGUUCUCUCUGCACCAGUUAUGUCUUAUUGUUUGGUCAUAUCACUGGAAACUGGAACCCUUGAUUAGCAAAAUUAAUAUGAAAUAAGAAAUAGCUCUUUUAUAUUGUGUCAUUUAGACACUUUCAAAUACAAAUUGGUAAUAAUAA